This is a messenger RNA of Patella vulgata (common limpet), 1674 nucleotides long. RefSeq names its product integrin beta-6. Bases 96 to 1478 code for a protein of 460 amino acids. Gene Ontology annotation, biological process: integrin-mediated signaling pathway; cell-matrix adhesion; cell migration. The record is from RefSeq and is a predicted model, not a curated record. Gene Ontology annotation, molecular function: integrin binding. The transcript has 18 exons. Lineage: Eukaryota; Metazoa; Mollusca; Gastropoda; Patellidae. Gene Ontology annotation, cellular component: integrin complex; cell surface; focal adhesion.
UAUUAUGAUAAAUCACAGCAACGAAUUCGUCAUAAUUAGAACAUAACAUUGCGUCGGUUUUGAAAGUUGGGUACAUAAUUUUUAGGACAGCAAAAAUGAUCAAUUCUUGUAUCAAGAUAUUGUGUUUAUAUAUAUUUUUUAAUAACUUACACCAAACAGAUGGUGUUUGUGAUAGUUCUAGUGAAACCUGUAACGAAUGUUUUACAAAUAAUGAACCUCAAGAUCAAUGUGGAUGGUGCAAACAAAUGAAUUUUACCCAAGCUCGAUGUGGGAGGAUAAGUGAACUACAGACAAGUGGGUGUCCUAGAGAUAGAAUCGAAGUGAAAGACGCCGGUUUAGGCACCACAUUACGACGAAAUGAAGAUUUAUCUCCCCUGAUCCCAAUAAGACCACAGUCUGCACUAACGAUUAUUCCUGUCAAUUCAGCGAGAAGUAUUCAAUUUGAAAUGCGAGCCGUGAAGAGAUGGUUAACCUUCAGAGUGUCUAAUCCAAGGAACAUCCAGGUAGAAGUUACGUCAUCAUGUAGCAGAUUUCGUUGGCGGAACAAUGGACGAGGCCGAUGUUCUCGACUUACAGUUGGACAAACGGUAAAUUUUAGUCUUAUUCUCAGAACAGAAGACUGUGGCACAUCGGGAAGGGUGAUAGUAUCCAUACCUCGAAGUAGUCAGAAGUUUGUAGUUGACGUCGAAUCGUUGUGUGGUUGUGAGUGUUCGAAACGAGUGACAUAUGGGGCACCUCAAUGUAGUACAAAUGGUAAUUUAGUGUGUGGUCAGUGUGAAUGUAACGAGGGAUAUGUGGGUAGAUACUGUUUUUGUCAUGAAAUGGAAGAUAAUCCAGAAAGAUGUCGAGAACGACCUGGUGGUGCUAUUUGUAGCAAUAGAGGUAGUUGCACAUGUGGGUUCUGUGGUUGUGGAUCACGUGCUCCUGGCGCGGAUUUAUUUUAUGGCCGAUUUUGUGAAUGUGAUGAUUACAGUUGUUCUUAUUUCAAUGGUCGAAUAUGUGGAGGACCCGAAAGAGGAAAUUGUCGUUGUGGAAGAUGUGUAUGUAAUUCUGGUUAUUCUGGUGAAAUGUGUGAAUUAGUUACUUCUAGUUCUACUGCAAGUUGUCGAGCACUUAAUGGUGAAAUUUGUAACGGUAAAGGUGAUUGCAUUUAUGGCCGCUGUAGAUGUAGUUCCGUAUACAUGGGACCAACUUGUGAAGAUUGUCCAACAUGUAACGGGCAAUGUGCUGUGUUGAAAGAUUGUGUAAGAUGCACCAUCUUUAGAUCGGGUCCAUUAAGCGAUGAACAAUGUUACAGACAAUGUCGUAUAUAUGGUAUUCAACCUGUCGACGCUGUUAAUGAAUAUGACCCGGCUAUGAAACUGUGCAUGUUUGUAGAUGACGAUUCCUGUCAAUACAGGUUUGUGUAUGGUCUUGAUGAAGAUGGGGAACUGGUAGUUAGUGCAGGAAGAACAAAGAUCUGCCCUAGAUCAGCUUAAGAAGAGACGAAAAGGCAGUUGGAAAAAAUCUAAAUAUUAAUACUUAAAAUGAAUCUUUUGCUAAGAAUAGCAGAUAUAGAUUAAGUUACUUUUGUCAGAAAAUUCAUAUAUAUUUAUUUCUUAUAUUUCCAAGCCCAUAUAAUAAAUCGUUUAAUUCUCUCAUUUACUAGUCAGAAUAAAUAAAUUUUUCAAAUUA